Camelina sativa (false flax) is the source of this 1896-nucleotide messenger RNA. NCBI's taxonomy places the organism in Eukaryota, Viridiplantae, Streptophyta, Magnoliopsida, Brassicales, Brassicaceae. The record is from RefSeq and is a predicted model, not a curated record.
UAUCUUUUUUUUUUUCUUUUGUUUGUGCGAUCACUAUCUCGAAUUUUUUCGUUUGAGUUCUUUGUAAUUUUGAUGAUUUGUGAGAAGCAAAAUUGGAUUUAGUCUUUUGGCGUGUUCUUCAACUUUCUUUGUUCUUUGUUAUUUAAUUUACUGACGAUAUUUUAGUGAUUUAUGAGAAUUAAUAGUUAAUGUUUUGUUAAAAAGGUAACGUAUAUGAGAGGGUUUUGAGGUUUCAUACGUUAAAAAAAAAUUCUGACAAAAAUCAGAAGAACAAGUCUUAAUCCAAAAUUUUCAAAACUUCAAGGACCGUAGAUUCUACUUUUGAAGUAAAAAGUAUUUUGUCUCUUUCUUCUUCAUUCUUCUUGUAUUUUUGUUGUUUGGAGUUUCAAGAUUUGUCUUAGCUAUCAUCAUUAGUCGAUUUUUUUCUUAUUUUGAUUUCGAUAUGAUUCUAAAUUUCUCUCUUCAGUUUCCUAUAUUUGCCUGUUCUGCCAUCUGUUGGGAAUUUAAUAUAUUUCUUUCUGAAAUUAAUUCUUGUGUUUUUGGUUGAUGAGCUAAUUAUUAAAAGUAAUCAGUCAUGAUCAUUUGCAAUUUAUGCAAGAAUCUCUUUGAAAAAAAUUUGGAAUCUUUCUCCCCAAAAAAAUAUUUUUUGGAGUUUCAUAUAUCUUUCAGGCUGAUUCAUCUUAUUUAUAUAUAAUAUAUAUCUGCUAAGAUGGAUCAGAUGUCACCUGAUAACAUAACUGGAGUCAUUCUAGCAGUGUCUUCAAGUAUUUUCAUUGGUUCUAGCUUCAUCGUCAAGAAAAAAGGUCUCAAGAAGGCCGGCGCAAGCGGAGCCCGAGCAGGUGAAGGAGGGUAUGGAUAUUUAAAAGAACCAUGGUGGUGGGCUGGAAUGAUAACAAUGAUUGUUGGGGAAGUAGCUAAUUUUGCAGCCUAUGCAUUUGCACCGGCUAUUCUGGUAACACCUUUGGGAGCUUUAAGUAUUAUAUUCAGCGCAGUGCUAGCGCAUUUUAUUUUGCAAGAGAAAUUGCAUAUGUUUGGGAUACUUGGUUGCGUUCUCUGUGUUGUUGGGUCUACAACUAUAGUCUUACACGCUCCACAUGAGCAGAAGAUUGAAUCAGUCAAGCAAAUAUGGCAGCUUGCUAUUGAACCAGGCUUCCUUGUGUAUUCUGCUGUGAUUGUGAUUGUGGUUGCUAUACUGAUCUUCUACUAUGAACCGCGCUACGGAAAGACUCAUAUGAUAGUAUAUGUUGGAAUCUGUUCCUUAAUGGGUUCUCUUACUGUUAUGAGUGUUAAAGCGGUGGCGAUUGCGAUAAAGCUGACAUUUUCAGGGACGAAUCAGUUCAAAUACUUCAACACUUGGAUUUUCAUUUUAGUGGUUGCGUUUUGUUGCCUUUUACAAAUCAACUACUUGAACAAGGCACUGGAUACAUUCAACACCGCGGUUAUUUCACCGGUUUACUACGUUAUGUUCACAACUUUCACCAUCAUAGCUAGUAUGAUCAUGUUCAAGGAUUGGGCAUCUCAGAGUGGAUUAAAGAUUGCAACAGAGUUGUGUGGUUUUGUAACGAUUUUGUCAGGAACAUUUCUGCUUCACAAGACGAAAGACAUGGGAAACAGUGGAAGUGGCCGUGGAUCUGUCUCUAUGCCUAGAGACACUCCUGUCUUCACCAACUCAGGAUCCGCUCGGAGCUCCACCUCAGAUAAACUACCCUCCUGACUCUAACGUUCCAAGAUUCCCCCAUUGUACGUAUACGUGAUCGAAAGACUUAAAAGCAUAAGGAUCAAUGUAUUUUUGAAUACUUUGUUAGGAAAUAUAUUCUUUUUUUUUCUUUUUGGUUUCCCACAUGACAAUGUAAUUUACAACUAAAGAGAAUUAAAAAAAACAAGAUUUUUCUUUAA